AAAAUAAAUAAAAGUUAAAAACAAUAGAUCAAAAUAAUGGACAACCUACGGCGCUAUAGUUUGGAUAUUGAGCAGAGUUUUGACAACUUUAUUCGACAAAAAAUGCAGCAACUCAAAGCUCAAAAAGCCCUUACCAGUACUCCUGUGCGUACAAUGGCAAUGACACCAACAAUAAACGAUGGCUUUAAAGUACCCACAAUUACCUGUGAUAAUGUUUCGCCGCAUACUCCUUAUCUGGGUAAUGCCCAGCGCAAAGGCAGAUCUCAAUUCGAUUGUCGAUCAAAGCUCAUUAAUAAUUUUGACAGAUCGCCUAUAUGUAAUGACAACAAAUUACAACCCAAAGGCACUGUGGAGAACGAUGAUGACUCAAAGACUCCAUCACCUCAUACUCCCAGAGGUUAUGUUUACAUAUAUGAGCCAAUGCCUAGCUAUCGCUUGAAAAGAUUGCGGCAUCAUCUGCAUGCUCAUAAACCACCGCAAUAUGGUGAUUGACGACAUAAUUUGACCAUUGUUUUAAAGAAUUUAUAUAGUUUUAUGUGUUUUGUCAUGUUUUAUUUGCCACUUCUGUGAACAUCAAUUUUUUUUUAUUUGUUCAAAGAUUCUUCAAAAUAAAAAUAAAUUAUGACUAUU
Molecule: messenger RNA, 630 nt
Organism: Stomoxys calcitrans (stable fly)
Lineage: Eukaryota; Metazoa; Arthropoda; Insecta; Diptera; Muscidae
Exons: 2
Coding region: 37-492 (151 amino acids)
Source: RefSeq, a predicted model, not a curated record